Messenger RNA from Daphnia magna, 3480 nucleotides. RefSeq names its product phosphatidate phosphatase LPIN3 (gene Lpin). The record is from RefSeq and is a predicted model, not a curated record. Gene Ontology annotation, biological process: positive regulation of transcription by RNA polymerase II; fatty acid catabolic process; triglyceride biosynthetic process. Gene Ontology annotation, molecular function: transcription coactivator activity; phosphatidate phosphatase activity. The transcript has 13 exons. The coding region runs from base 155 to 3268 and encodes 1037 amino acids. NCBI's taxonomy places the organism in Eukaryota, Metazoa, Arthropoda, Branchiopoda, Diplostraca, Daphniidae. Gene Ontology annotation, cellular component: nucleus.
GUGGGGGGCUUGUUGGUCUUGGGUCUGCGGUAUGACUUAAUUUUCCAUUAGUUGACUUGCAACACUCAUUCUACCUAUUCCUCGAGAUUCGCGCGAUUCCGAUGUCAAUUUUCAGUAUCGCUUGCUUGCUUUGACGUAGUCUGAAAUUUGAAAAAUGGAAUACUUAUGGAGCAUCACACGUAACGUUCGUGAGCUGUAUAACGGCAUUAAUGGUGCUACUCUCACGGGCGCCAUCGACAUAGUCAUUGUUCAACAGGAAGAUGGUACUUUCCUAUCAUCACCUUUCCACGUCCGUUUUGGAAAACUUGGUGUACUCCGUAGCCGAGAAAAGGUGGUUGAUAUUGAAAUUAAUGGAAAUCCUGUUGAUAUUCAUAUGAAAUUGGGAGAGUCUGGUGAGGCCUUUUUUGUCAGUGAAUCACCCAUGGUCAGCUUAGAUGGACAGGCCUUACCUCCUCAUAUGGCUACAUCACCUAUCCCACCAUCAUUAAUAGAAGAAAACAAACUGAGAGGAAACAAUCUUCCAGAAAUAGUCCAUGAACACACAGAUGAUACAUUGAUGGGAAAAAGAGAUGAAGGAAUGCUUGCCAAAACAUCUGAUGAUAUUAUUUUAGGAGAAGACAGUUCUCAAGGAAAGUUUGAAACUGUCGGAGUCGAAGCUGUGGAAAGGGCAUUCAAGCCAAUCGACCCUGACCAGGAUACGGAAGCAGACAGUUUAAUGCAGGACGAAUUCGUAGAGAUGACAGAAGAGGAGCGGAAGCGUUGGAAAAAGAAGAAUCGCAGACGACGCUCGCAGUUACGAAAGAGAAUGCAACGCGAGGCCACAAAAACGUCAUCUGAAUCCGGAACAGAACCCUAUCCUUGUGAAAUGGAGCCAGAACUGGAAAUCCCACUUGCUGUUAGUUCUUCCUUGAAAGAUAGGACACAGGUGAAGCCAGGCCAUCGAAAAUCGCAUAGUUUAUCGGGAAUCCAGUUCAAGGGUGAUCUGGCGCCUCCCGUCGAAAAUCCAGUUGACGACUGGGUUCGUGGCGGAACCAUUUCCAGGUCGAUUAGUCAUGGAUUUCACUUUUUUAGUGACACUGAAAUGGAAAUCAGGAGCCCCGAUGGAUCCCGUCCCCCUACACCCCUCCACUCCGACACGGAGUACGAGGUCGGACAUAUGCGGCCUAAAGCCUCGGAAUUGGACGAUCCAUCUAGAAAUUGCCCUCAACAGUCAUGGCGCUGGGGUGAAUUGCCAAGCCCACCUGUUCAUAAUCGACCCUCACCACCUAAACCUGUUUCCAAGUCUCCACCUCAUGAUGUUUCUCCAUCGAAUCGAGACGGUGAAACUGGUGCGGUGGCCAUGAUCAAUAAUGAAGGGACUUCCGAUGGCACAGAUAACAAAGCCCGUCAGUCUCAGAGUACGGCAGAAGCGGAAGCCCAACGAUCGAUGUUGAGUCACAUGUUCAGCUUCAUGCGACAAACCAAGAAGAUGCGACACCAAGGCAUCGCAGCAGGAGGAGGAAUUUACUUAGAUGACUUGAACGUGGACGCUCUUGAUCCGGAGUUGGCUGCUCUUUACAUUACGCAGAAUUCCUUCCGUCACGGACUCGCUGAUUCAACAGUCUCUAGCGAGUAUCAGAGCCGGAUUUUCACUGACCCACAUCAUUCUUACGUUCGCAGAUUGCGCGAUGAAGAUACUGAGUCGGGCAAAGGGGCAUCGCUACCCCAAUCACCGCACAGUUUGUCAACAGGUGCAGCUAUACGCGGUUCCACCGGCCCAAGAUCCGUAGACAGCGAUUUUGAAGAUUCCCGUCCAGACUAUCGCUCUCUCCCUGACGUCGCCCUGUCGUUAUGCGGUCAUUUUGGCGACCAGAUAGAUCCCCCUGAUGAACUGUUCCUUCAAUCUCUAGUCACGUAUGAUGAUUUUAUCGAGAAUCCUCGGUUGAUUGAGAACCCUGACCUCCUUGUCAGAAUUGGCAACAAAUACUACACAUGGCAAGCCGCAUGCCCCAUCGUCAUGAGCUGGGUUCUUUACCAGCGGUUCCUACCUCAGUCGUCGGUUGAUGCCAUUGUUCACGAGUACAUGCCUAAACGCAAAGAAAAGAAAACUGAACCUGAGGCCCCAGUCCGGAAAUCUUCAUGGUUUCCUUGGAGAAGAAGAACCGAGAAAAAGGAAGGUGAUGAAACAGGGGUUAAUACCGCCAGCACUGUGGCCCAUUCAGACCCAGCGUCGUCCAGUUCCGGCAGCGCCCCAAAAACCACUGAAUCGGUCAAUAACAAACCAAAGAGCACCAAUCUAUCUGACCGCCAGCCACUGGCAGAUUUGGCUACUGGAACCUCGUCUGACAAUGAAAGCAACGAUUCCAAUCAGCCUGACAGUGGCAAGAAACUUCCAAUGGAAAGACGACCUUAUUACGAAAACACGGACAUCUAUUGUAAAACGUUGCGUCUUACGACUGAACAGAUUAGACAUCUAAACCUGCGGGAAGGGCCUAACGAGGCCGUGUUUAGCGUGACAACUGCCUAUCAAGGCACGACUAGAUGUAAAUGCCAUAUCUAUCUCUGGCGCUACGACGACAAAGUAGUCAUCUCAGAUAUCGAUGGAACUAUCACCAAGUCGGAUGUGCUUGGCCAUAUUCUUCCGAUUGUCGGUCAAGAUUGGGCCCAAAGUGGCGUAGCUCAGCUGUUCACCAAGAUUAAGAACAAUGGCUACCGCAUUUUGUAUCUUUCAGCCCGCGCUAUUGGCCAGGCGCACGUGACGCGCGAAUACUUGCGAUCGGUCAGACAAGGAGACCUUUCACUACCUGAUGGACCUCUUUUACUCAAUCCUACUAGUCUCUUGAGCGCCUUCCAUCGUGAAGUCAUUGAGAAGAAACCUGAAGAGUUCAAGAUUUCCUGCUUGCGUGAUAUUCAAAUGUUAUUUCCGUCGCAUUCUAAUCCAUUCUACGCUGGAUACGGAAAUCGAGUCAAUGAUGUGUGGGCGUACCGGGCCGUUGGCAUUCCUACCUCAAGGAUCUUCACAAUUAAUCCUCGUGGCGAGCUGAAACUGGAGCUGACUCAAUCCUUCCAAUCCUCGUACUCGAAGCAGAGUUUCAUCGUUGAUCUAGUGUUCCCUCCAUUUCUUCAUGGUGCUCGUGAAGUUCUAGAAGGCUCCGAAUUCAGCGAGUUCACCUACUGGCGCCAACCUGUUCCAGAUACGCCCGACGAAACUGAAGCCGCCAAGUUUAUCACAGCUUACUCUGAUUCGAACAAACAGCGUCGUUUGGGGUUGACGAAAAUUGAACACUAGCAUUUUCUAUCACCCCUCUCCCCCUCGUGUAAUUUAUGUAUAAGUCCGUUUUGGUCCAUGGUUAUACCUACUUCCCUUCGUCUCGAGUCGUCCGUCUCCCGUUUUCUUUCCCCCUUUUUCAGCAAAAGUUUCGUUAAUUGAAUUGGGAUUAUGAUUUUGAAUGGUCGUUUUGAUGGAGUUGGCGUCGAAAUAAACGCAGCUGUGCUGUUCAA